Messenger RNA from Neohortaea acidophila, 1709 nucleotides. RefSeq lists its product as uncharacterized. Bases 1 to 1422 code for a protein of 473 amino acids. NCBI's taxonomy places the organism in Eukaryota, Fungi, Ascomycota, Dothideomycetes, Mycosphaerellales, Teratosphaeriaceae. The record is from RefSeq and is a predicted model, not a curated record. The transcript has 3 exons.
AUGCUAACCUCCACACCCACAGAUGCCUCCGAUGACCACUACUCCUCCGCCUCAGAAGGCGCCCACUCUCCCAUCCCCACCACCCGUGUUGAGCGGGUGGACGACACCGCCGCCCAUGGUGAGGUCCCCAACACACCCGCCUACAACUUGCGCCUCCAAGAUGCCGUGCCCGACGAGAUCGAGGUGGUGCCUGAAGGCCAACGAUCGCGCUCCAACACUUCAAGAAGCAGAAGCAGGGAUAUAGGGGGCGACUCCGGAACUCGCACCCCCGGCGGUACUCCCAUUCCCAAGACGGUGGUGGAAAAGGUCGACUUUAUUCCCAGCCACGGCGAGGUGAAGGGGACGGCGGCGAAAGAGAUGAGGAUGGCUGAUGCGGUUCCUGAUGAGAUACGAAGAGCGCCGCAGGAGUCGUCGCAGAGCUUUGAGGCCACGGACGAAGUAGAAAAUGAGGAGGGACGACAACAGUGGUUUAGGAAUAUGUGGGAGCGUGACACCCGGCAAAACCCCGACGAGCAAGAGCCUCCGGAAGAAGAGGAUCCUCCUAAUGAGGAUGGCAAGGACGGCUUCGGAGAUGAUUUCGACGAAUUCACAGAAGGCGAAGAGCAUGAUGAUUUUGGCGAUUUCGACCAAGCGGAGGAUGAAACAUCUCAAAUACCAACAUCUACACUGUCCACGGCCCAUGACACAUUGUCUGGCCUUCCACCCCUCAAUCUCUCCACUUGCACCACAUCCGCCGAGAUAGAAGAAGCCAUCACGCCCUACAUCAACGCCAUCCUCCCCAACUCGACACCCGUAAUCAGCAAAUCCGACGCCACCCUCAUCGACGCCUCCCACUUCCCCGCAUUCCAAUCCGAGCGCUCUCUGUCACUCUGGCAACAACUCGUCUCCCCGCCUCCCAUGCAGCCCCCGGAUUGGACUCGGUCAAGGAUCCGCCGGCUAUUCCUCGUUAGUCUCGGCGUGCCAGUCGACCUGGAUGAGAUACUCCCGCCGAGUAAACAGAAACGACUCAUCCUGCCCUCCAUCGGACUAGAUGGAGAUGCGCGUCCCGGCUCAGCAAUUGAUCGACUCCGAGAAAGGGGAGGCGGGAACGAGUCGUCCACAUCGUUGGAUUCAAAGACUGGCGCACCGAAAAAGUCAAGGCGCGCUGCCGCACCGACAUCCCAAAAAGGUCCGCUCCCGCCACCCGACUUUGACCUGAAUGCUGCUACUUUGCUCUGCUCCACCACCGUCGAAGCACUCAGUGUUUAUUCUGAUCCGGAGCUGAAGGAUCAUGUCUUCACGCUGGAGAUUCUCAACAAGAAAGCGAGUACGGUGCUGGAGUAUUGGUUGCAGAGGGUUGAUGAGAGUCUGAAGGAAAAGGAGGCUUUGGAAGGGGUGAUUGAGAACCUGGUGGGGUUCGUGAAGGGGCGGAGAGGGAAGUAAGACCACGCCGAAUCAAAAGGAUAUCCUCCAUGGCAGUAUUACCCUUUCCCUCAUUCGUCCAUUUUUUUUUUUCGCUCGCGAGGCUGAGGCAAAUAUGUCUUUGCAUGCGGGAACUCAGCUUGUUCCCGUGGUUGACAUGCUUGGCCUUACUAAUUGCGAUGCUUUCGUGGAUUCACGCCGGCUUGCUCACUCUCGAAUCCUCCUUGAUUGGGCUUUGGUCGGAGCGAACUAUACAUCGCCGCGCUGCCUUGCCACUGUGCAGAAGAGAUGGCGCGCGAGAGCCAGGA